Molecule: messenger RNA, 336 nt
Organism: Morus notabilis
Lineage: Eukaryota; Viridiplantae; Streptophyta; Magnoliopsida; Rosales; Moraceae
Product: CLAVATA3/ESR (CLE)-related protein 43
Exons: 1
Coding region: 1-336 (111 amino acids)
Source: RefSeq, a predicted model, not a curated record
AUGUCGCUUGCCGGCGAUAGGAGGAGGGUAGUUUUGUACUUUUGCGUUGUGGCUCUGCUGAUCGUUCCGAUGUCGCAGAUUUGGCUCUGCCGUGAGUGCUGCAAAGCAGGUGCGGCGAGGUUGCUCCGCGGAGAUGAUGCCACGUGGAAGGUCGAGCAAAUCGACGGUGGUGAUUCUACAGCGAUGGGAUAUAGUAAUGAUCAUAAGAAGAGCAGUGAAGAAGAGUUCUUUGAUAGGUUCUUCAAUGGAAGAAAUCUUAAUUUCAACCAAACCGAAAAGGGGUUUGAAGAAAGCAAACGACGAGUGCCCAGUUGCCCCGAUCCUCUCCAUAACUAG